Messenger RNA from Pseudo-nitzschia multistriata, 3865 nucleotides. The record is from the annotation of a GenBank genome assembly. Lineage: Eukaryota; Bacillariophyta; Bacillariophyceae; Bacillariales; Bacillariaceae.
GAUUACUAGAAAAAAUUUCCAGUAAUAGCACUGUUGUUCCUCUACUCUGUACAGUAGCUCAAGGUUUAAUUUUUUGAUAUUUUUCCUUCCCCUGCUAACGAACCACUUUUCGUCAAGAUACCGUACGUGUCCAAACCUGUCGAUCCUCUAAUGCAAUAGGGCAGGGGAGAUGAGACAUGACAAGACAAGUCAAGUCAAGUCAAGUCAAAUAAGUACGAGUUACUCAGAAACGAACAGAGCUAAGCUAAUAAUAAUAGAUAGCCCAAAAGUGGUCAAUGCUUUUGGAUUUGCUUGUUCCUCCUGUAUUGGCUUGAGGGAAUAUUGCAAUCGCAUCCUUGUACCUGCCAGCGUUAGGUCGCACGCCGAACUGUUUGUUGCUUGUCUGAAACACGCAGAGGCUAGAGUAUCCUCGAUUGUUUACGAAACGAAGCAUCGCUGGUGAUAAUUUGUUCGCAUCACGGAAACCGAAAAGAUUAUGACGGCACUGUCAACUGCUAUCAGGACCAUACACGACCUUAAACCAAACCAUUUUUUUUCGGAACAACCGGGGCCGUUGCCAUCUCCCCAGGGAAGGCGUCGCGGCCAAGGUCAAUUUCAUCACUAUCAAUCACCCCAAAGCACGGAGCGAUCACACAGGGUCAUGGGCAGCGACAGCGACAACGACCCGAACCUACUAGGCGAUGACGCGGAAAAGGACGCGAGCAACGGCAGAAAACGCGAGAAGACUCGCUCGCUAUCACCAUGCCCGUCGUUUUUGCCGUUUGACGUAGAAGACAAAAAAUGUGCGGUUUACGUUGGUGACAUUCCAUUCAAUGGACGAAAUCGAUGCAGGAUUUGUUUUGGAAACGGCGACCGAAGCAUAGAUAGGGGCAGCAUACAGGAUUGUGACAACGAUACCGUCGAUAGCAACAUCGCUAGCGAUGAUGACAUUCUUGUUUCAAGUGACCGAAGCAAUCCCAAAAAUAAAGAUGGGGCAUGCGCAUGCGAAACCGAGUUGAAGGCAUACAUCCGAGGGCGAAUAUUUGCUGCAUACAAGACCCCCAUCCGAUACAUCGGGAUUCGUUCCUGUCGAUUCUUUGCACUUCCAGCUCGUUCUACCAGCUCAUCUACAAGCACGGAGAAAAACGACGCUGAAGACGACGAAGAUACGACCAAACCAUGCGACACAAACAGCAACCUCCACCGUCGUUCUGACCGCCGCCUUCGAAUAGCGGCCUGUAUCGAAUUUGAAAACCCAAGGCUGGCAGAGUAUUCAUUGGGACUCAAGUACACGACCUUUUCCUUCCGAAGCCAUCCGACCGUACGAGCGGCCUUAAAAUUCCGUCCCUGGGCGAUAGAAUCCCGUCUUUCACAACAACUUACCCCAAGGAUGCCUCCAAAACACCAGAAUUCAAAGGAACAGCAAUUGGCUCCUCCAAAGAAUGUCCUACCGAGGCCCAUAUCCAGCCCACCGCAUCGGAGAAAUCUUGUUUGCGACAUUGAUUGCAACUCCAGCGACGAACAAUCGCCAUCGUCGAGCAUAAGUUUUUCGCCAUCACCUCCAACCUCCUCGUGCCUUGUCCUCAUCACAAACAUUCCCUCCGAUGUGACGUGCGACGAACUCGCGGCAUUUCUUGUCGAACGAAUGAACAGGGCCUUCCGCGGAAAACCUUCACCGACAAUUCUCCGCCUCGCCAUUCGGAAAUCCAAGGCUAUGGAUGCCGAUAGAAGCGAUCCUGCUACCGAUAGAAAUGACCAAUCCCGACCAAUCCGAAACCACGCAUGCGUGGAAUUUCAAGAUGCAAGGGCUGCCUUUCGGGCAACAACGUUGAAACACCGACGCUGGCACGCGAAGCCACAGGAAUGCGAGACCGAAAACAACGUAGGCAAUGGCUUUGGGGCAGGGGGCUGCAGUGGCACAAAAGGCAGCGACAAGACGAGAGAUUCGGCAAGAGCGCCCUGCCUUGGAAUCGAAAUCUGGGAUCCCACGAAACACGACGUAAAUGAUUUUUUCAUUGGAAAUGAGAGUAGUAUUCCUGAAGCAAUCAAUACCGAUGACGGCACGGAAGACGAUAUAUCUGAAAGCUCCAAUUUGGUCGCCGAAAAGGAUGAAAAGAGCGAUGGUGUGCGCACAGCAUCUGAGCUGACCGAAAACGAGAUCGAACCAAAAUUAAAAACCCUUUUCGAAGAGCUGAAAGAGGAUGGCUUUCUAGUGUGUAAGCACGCGAGCAUAAACCAGAAGCUUGAUCACCUCUUUGCGAUACCCGGAAGUGGAAAGAAGGCAUCCAUGUGUCAAGGAUACGCAUUUCGUGGUAGAAUAUGUCGGGCUUACAGGCGAUCUCUAGGCAUCGAUAAUGACAACAAUACAAGGGGAUCUGCCAGCAGCAAUCACUCAUGUCCAUACGUACACAUCGAUUCGCUCGAGGAUUUGGAAGAUCCCCUCGACGUUCUAGCUAUAUUAUACUUUGUCCAUAACAACGACGACAUCAAUUUUGUUCCUGGACACGGCUGGACACCCCAAGAAUACCUCCAACAACAGCAAUUUAAGCUUUCUGCACUACCUCCAUCUCAACACCAACAACCUACCCAGUCAAAAUCUAUGGAAGAAGUAGUUGAAAAAUUGCAGAAUGAUCUCUCGGAAGUUCGAACCCAAUUGGCCAUCACCCAACAAGAGCUUCUCAAGUCUGAAAAUGCAAACGAAUACCUACUCGAAAAACAAUCCAAGGCUGCUCUGAUCGAACCAUCCAAUACAUCCUCAAAACAAGAAGUACAAGAAAAGGAUACAAUCCGGUCGUUGCAAGACGAAAUUGCCCGAUUGAAAAUUCAUCUCGACGAAAAAGACCAAAAUUUGAAAGCAUCAGAACGAGAUGCAGCAGAAAUCAGGCGCGAGUGCUUUGCCUUGAUAGAACAAUCCAGAAAUUCCACGAAACAGGUAGCAAACAAGCAUAUAUCCGAUGAUAACUUGAAAUCGGAUAUCAUGAAGCUCAAGGAGGAACUUCAGCAAACUCGAUCAGAUAUUCAAAAACUUGAUCAAACCCGCUAUUUCAAUCCCAACUCACACGUCGGGCACGUCUGGGCCCAAGGGAAAAUGGAUAAUUUUAUUCAAACUAGCGUACCCGCACUAAUGGAAUUAGCGGGCGGAACCCAAAACGAGCAACAACAGCAGCAUGCCAUGUAUCAUUCUUUGAAUAAUUCCCUCUCUUCAUUGACCCGUGAUGGACCCGAUGAAUCGAAAACAACGGAAUCCGUAAAAUCUGUCGCUCUGCAAGCCGAAAUAGCCGCUGUUCAAUCUUUAUACGGCAGAGAAGCGGUAGUCACGAGCAGUGGAUCGUCAACUACAGUGACGCGAUACAUCAUACUCCCCGUUCUCAAUUCUCAAGCGGGAGACAUCACGGUGACCCUAAUCAUCACUCUUCCAAAGGGCUACCCAUCGCAAGGCGUUGUUGAAAUUGAUGCCAAUGCCCUGCCUCACAGUUUUCCAAGGAUCAAAGAAUGUAUAUCGAGCUUGUUGCUCGUUUGUCAAUGGGAAGCAGAAGCUUGCACCGGGAGUCCAGCAGUGAUCAGAAUCAUGAAAAAGGUCGAGCAAUGGGUACAAAACGAUUGGGAGAUCCUCCAAAGGAAACUCACUUCAAUGGGCCAUGGUAUGAAUGAAGAAACGCGAAAAACAUUUUUCCAUUCGAUGUGACGAGGAAGAGGCGCUAGUUAGAAGCAAUGUUUUUCUCGCCUUCCACCUUGCCUCACAAAUUCCUUAGCCUACUUCAUACUGCAAGGUUCAGAACGAUUGAAACAAUUGAAUAAACCCAUAGUUUCUGGAAACCCUGUUUCUGAUAGCUCGAUAAAUCACUAUAAGCUACGAAGAUCGAGGAAGUCUGUGACUUGCGACAUU